Durio zibethinus is the source of this 1245-nucleotide messenger RNA. RefSeq lists its product as uncharacterized. NCBI's taxonomy places the organism in Eukaryota, Viridiplantae, Streptophyta, Magnoliopsida, Malvales, Malvaceae. The record is from RefSeq and is a predicted model, not a curated record.
AUCAACAGGUUCUUGUUGUAGAUUUCUUUUGUACUUUGUCAACUAAUAAUUCAUUUACAGUUAUGCAACCAUCAUCAUUAGUAAAUGAUAACCUCCAUCUAUGAGUCUUCUCUUUUUCUUGUUCUAUAAAUGUCUUCAAAAGCUUCAUCUUGGUCUCUACUUCUAGUACCUGCUACUCCAAAUCAUUUCCUUUAAGCUCCUGAUAGAUCCCAAAGCUUUUACCAUUUCAUUUACUAGGAAAGCAGCCAUGAACGAGUUCAAAAAGUCUCAAAUUCUGAUACUAUCUGUUGUAGCAGCACUUCUUUUUAUUGCACCACUUUUAUCUUCAUCCUUAAGGCGUAUUUAUCUUUACUUUGUCCUCAAUCUCCUUAUUAUAGCACUUGGAGCUGAAGCCGGGUUACUCUCAGUGUUUUCCAGGCCUACAUAUGUUGCAGCUAACCCAGUGACAACCCAAGAAGCUAAGAGUGUUGAAAGUAAGGAUGAUCAAAAACAGGUUGCUCCUGCAAGCAGUGAAAAGAAAGCUAAGGUUGUUGAGAAAUCUGCCUCUGAGAAGAUUGUUGGGACUGUGAUCAAGGUGGAUAAAGUGAAGAAAUGUCCUUCUACUCCAAGCCUUUUCUUUAUAGGAAGUGGAGAGACUGAAGCAGAAGCUGUUGAUGAGGAACAUGUGGAGGAAGAAGAAGAGGUGGUUGGAGGGCUUAGUGGGCCAGAGUUGUUUGCCAAAGCUGAGACUUUCAUUGGCAACUUCUACAAGCAGUUGAAGAUGCAGAGGGAAGAGUCUUGGAAGAGAAUCAAUGGAUUUUAUCAGAAAGCCUUUUAAGAGUCCUCAUCAUAUUCAUCUUAUAUUUACCACAGUUUAGGAUCAUUGGUUUGGGGAUAAUAUAUAUGAUUGGUCAGAGGGAGAACUGAACUAAGCUAUUACCAGAGUUCUUCCUUUUAUUGGGUCUGUUUUUCUCUCAUUUUCCUGCUUGCCAAGCAAGUGCUCGGUUAGUAUCCUCAGGCACUUCACACCAUAUUUUACUUUGAGGUGUCAUGAAACAAGAAAUUAUACAUAGCUGCGGGUUGUUCACAUACUAUAAUAUUAAUAUUUCUGUAUGAAUAUAUAUAUAUAAUUUAUGGAUUUUACCAUAUAUUUCAGUAAGCUUCUUCUCAUAUAAACAUUGUAACAUUUGUUUGAUGAGAAAAAUGUCAUUGGAUCCAGCAAAAGUUUCCUAGUUAAAAAAAAUGUUUUACCUGGAAUUGAACAAG